AUGCCCUCCUGGGCCCUCUUGGUGGUCACCUCCUGCCUCCUCCUGGCCCCCGAACACCUGGCACAAGUCACCAGCCAAGAUGCCUCUUCGCUGGCCUCGGACUCAAAGCCCCUGAACUGUUUCUCUCGAACAUUUGAGGACCUCACUUGCUUCUGGGAUGAGGAAGAGGCAGCGCCCAGUGGAACAUACCAGCUGCUGUAUGCCUACCCAGGGGAGAAGCCCCGUGCCUGCCCCCUGAGAUCCCAGAGUAUGCUUCCCUUUGGAACCCGAUACGUAUGCCAGUUUCCAGCCCAGGAUGAAGUUCGCCUCUUCUCUCCACUGCACCUCUGGGUGAAGAACAUGUUUCUGAACCAGACUCUGACCCAGCAGGUGCUCUUUGUGGAUAGUGUAGGCCGGCCAUCUCCCCCCAGUAUCAUCAAGGCCAUGGGCGGGAGCCAGCCAGGGGAACUUCAGAUCAGCUGGGAGGCCCCUGCUCCCGAAAUCAGUGAUUUCCUGAGGUACGAACUCCGCUACGGCCCCAAGGAUCCCAGGAACUCCACUGGUCCCACAGUCAUGCAGCUGCUGUCCACAGAAACCUGCUGCCCAGCUCUGCGGAGGCCAAACCCAGUCCCAGCUUGGGACCAGCCACUAUGUGCUCAGCCCAUGAUGCCCGCACAGGAUGGACCAGGGCAGACCUCCCCAACUAGAGAAGCUCCAUCUCUGAUAGUGAUGGGUGGAAGCUGCCUCAUCUCAGGGCUCCAGCCUGGUAACUCCUACUGGCUCCAGCUGCGCAGCCAACCUGAUGGGGUUUCCCUCCAUGGAUCCUGGGGAUCCUGGUCCCUCCCUGUGACCAUGGACCUGCCUGGAGAUGCAGUGGAAAUCGGACUGCAAUGCUUCACCUUGGACUUGAAGAAUGUUACCUGUCAGUGGCAACAACAAGACCAUGCUAGCUCCCAAGGCUUCUUCUACCACAGCAGGGCACGGUGCUGCCCCAGAGACAGGGACCCCAUCUGGGAGAAGUGUGAAGAGGAGCAGAAAAAUCCAGAAUUACAGCCCUCCCAGUUCACCCGCUGCCACUUCAAGUCACAAAAUGACAGUGUUAUUCACAUCCUUGUGGAGAUGACCACAGCUCAGGGUGCUGUUCACAGCUACCUGGGCUCCCCUUUCUGGAUCCACCAGGCUGUGCUCAUCCCCACUCCAAACUUGCACUGGAGAGAGGUCUCCAGUGGGCAGCUGGAAUUGGAGUGGCAGCACCCAUCAUCCUGGGCAGCCCAAGAGACCUGCUAUCAGCUCCGAUACACAGGAGAAAGCCAUCAGGACUGGAAGGUGCUGGAGCCGCUUCUCGGGGCCCAGGGAGUGACCUUGGAGCUACGCCCGCGCUCUCGCUACCGUUUACAGCUUCGCGCCAGACUCCACGGCCCCACUUUCCAAGGCCCCUGGAGCUCCUGGUCGGACCCAGUGAGGGUGGAGACCGCCUCCGAGACGGCCUGGAUCUCCUUGGUGACGGCUCUGCUCCUGGUGCUGGGCCUCAGCGCCCUCCUGGGCCUGCUGCUGCUGAGGUGGCAGUUUCCUGCGCACUACAGGAGUCUGAGGCAUGCCUUGUGGCCCUCACUUCCAGACCUUCACCGGGUCCUAGGCCAGUACCUUAGGGAUACUGCAGCCCUGAGUCCGCCCAAGGCUGCAGUCUCAGAUGCCUAUGAGGAAGUGGAACCCAGCCUCCUUGAAAUUCUACCUAACUCCUCAGAGAAGACACCCUUGCCACUAUGUUCCUCCCAGGCCCAGAUGGACUACCGAGGAUUGCAGCCUUCUUGCCUGGGGACCAUGCCCCUGUCUGUGUGCCCACCCAUGAUGGAGUCAGGGUCCUACUGCACCACUCACAUCGCCAACCAUUCCUACUUACCACUGAGCUGUUGGCAGGCCCCUCGUUCCCAGUACCCCGGACAGAUCCAAACCCUCUAGCCCUGUCUUCCAACCUCUCUACCCACCCCACCCCCACAACACAAACAUCUCAGAGCUCACGAC
Molecule: messenger RNA, 2001 nt
Organism: Diceros bicornis minor
Lineage: Eukaryota; Metazoa; Chordata; Mammalia; Perissodactyla; Rhinocerotidae
Gene: MPL
Product: MPL proto-oncogene, thrombopoietin receptor
Exons: 12
Coding region: 1-1938 (645 amino acids)
Biological process (GO): hemopoiesis; cytokine-mediated signaling pathway; positive regulation of cell population proliferation
Cellular component (GO): external side of plasma membrane; membrane
Molecular function (GO): cytokine receptor activity; protein binding
Source: RefSeq, a predicted model, not a curated record